AUGGUUUCAAAUUCUUCUCUAGAAACAACCCUAAACCUCCCUAGUCUGGACCUUUCAAAGCCAUUACAACCUUCUUCUUUAUCCUCUCUUUCUGAAGCUUGUCAUCAAUGGGGUUUCUUCAAUAUCGUCAAUCAUGGAAUCUCCAGGGGCCUUUAUGAAAAUAUCCAUUCUUUCUCUAAUCAACUCUUCGAUCUCCCUCCUCAAACAAAGCUUCUACUUGGUCCUUCUUCAUCCAUCAAAACCUACACUCCUCAUUUCAUUGCUUCUCCUUUUUUCGAAAGUUUUAGGGUUUCUGGACCCGAUUUCCGUUCAUCCGCUCGGGAUUCCAUUGAUGUGAUCUUCGAUGAAAACGGUCGAGAAUUCAGCGAGAUGUUGGAAGAAUACGGGAAGAAAAUGACCGAGUUAUCGAAGAAGAUCAUGAAGGUUGUGUUAAUGAUCCUAGGAGACGGAUUCGACACGAGGUUUUACGACUCUAAUUUCAAGAAUUGCCAUGGUUAUAUGAGAAUAAACAGAUAUUCACCACCACACAAUUUAGAAGAUCAAGAAACCGUUGAAGGGCUCGGUAUGCAUACCGAUAUGAGUUGUAUAACGAUCGUGUAUCAAGACGAAACGGGAGGUUUACAGGUGAAAUCGAAGGAAGAGGGAAGGUGGAUGGACAUUGUUCCAAGUGAAGGGACCUUAAUCGUAAAUAUCGGCGACUUACUGCAAGCUUGGAGUAACGAUAAAUUCAUUUCAUCUGAACAUAGAGUCGUGUUAAAGAAACCAUUAAGCCGGUUUUCAAUUGCUUUCUUUUGGUGUUUUGAAGACGAGAAGGUGAUUUAUGCUCCUAACGACGUUGUAGGCAACGAGAACAUGCAACUUUACGAGCCGUUUGUUUGCUUGGAUUACUUGAAAUUUCGAGAGAGUAACGAAGAGGGAAAGUUUGAAAAAGUCGGUUUUACGAUUAAAGAUUUUAUCGCACACAACACCAAGAAUGUGGUAUCAGAAACCAACUUGAAUAUUCGACUUAGAGCAGAAUAGUUGGUAUGUGUUGCAUGUGAUAUGUGGAACCUCUUUAAGUUU
This is a messenger RNA of Cynara cardunculus var. scolymus (artichoke), 1062 nucleotides long. Its product is annotated as gibberellin 20-oxidase-like protein. The transcript is spliced from 2 exons. NCBI's taxonomy places the organism in Eukaryota, Viridiplantae, Streptophyta, Magnoliopsida, Asterales, Asteraceae. The coding region runs from base 1 to 1020 and encodes 339 amino acids. The record is from RefSeq and is a predicted model, not a curated record. Gene Ontology annotation, molecular function: dioxygenase activity.